Messenger RNA from Sabethes cyaneus, 3895 nucleotides. It is a transcript of the gene eIF3a, whose product is annotated as eukaryotic translation initiation factor 3 subunit A. The transcript is spliced from 5 exons. Gene Ontology annotation, biological process: translation reinitiation; formation of cytoplasmic translation initiation complex. Lineage: Eukaryota; Metazoa; Arthropoda; Insecta; Diptera; Culicidae. The record is from RefSeq and is a predicted model, not a curated record. Gene Ontology annotation, cellular component: multi-eIF complex; eukaryotic translation initiation factor 3 complex, eIF3e; eukaryotic translation initiation factor 3 complex, eIF3m. Bases 173 to 3463 code for a protein of 1096 amino acids. Gene Ontology annotation, molecular function: mRNA binding; translation initiation factor activity.
UGCAGUAAACGUCAGUCGUCGAAAAGCACCUUUCACGAUUUGUUAAAAACGCGGCCAGCUGCGUGGUAAAAUUCCACAGCUUAGAAAAGCAGGAAAAUACCUGUGAAAUAUAGGUUUUCGUGUAGGACUAGCAAGAAAACUAAAGUGAACCAGUGAAACACCAGCUUUUAACAUGUCUCGUUAUAUGCAAAGACCGGAAAAUGCCCUGAAAAGGGCAAAUGAAUUUAUCGAAGUUGGGAAGCCGGCCCGGGCUUUAGAUACCCUGCAGGAGGUUUUUCGCAUAAAAAAAUGGACGUACACCUGGUCGGAAUCCGUGAUUGAACCAAUCAUGUUUAAGUAUCUGGACUUGUGUGUAGAACUAAAAAAAUCCCAUAUCGCCAAGGAGGGUCUCUUCCAAUAUCGGAAUAUGUUCCAGCUGGUGAAUGUAGGUUCACUUGAGAACGUUAUACGAGGCUAUUUGAAGAUGGCCGAGGAGCGAACGGAAGCUGCCCAGCAGCAGUCGUCGCAAGCGAUUUUAGAAAUUGACGACGAUUUAGAUAAUUUGGCUACACCAGAGUCUAUUCUAAUGAGUGCAGUGUGCGGCGAAGAUGCCCAAGACCGUUCGGAUCGAACGAUUCUGCUUCCGUGGGUUAAGUUUCUCUGGGAAAGCUACUGUCAGUGUUUGGAGCUACUGAAAGUGAAUUCGCAUUGUGAGAAUCUGUACCAUGAUAUUGCGAAGAUGGCUUUCCAGUUUUGUCUCAAAUACAACCGCAAGAUGGAAUUCCGUAAACUAUGUGAGAAACUGCGCAAGCAUCUGGAAGAUAUUUGCAAGGUCAGCUCGCAAACGGCGAAUGUUAGUAUUUCCAAACCGGAAACUCAACAACUGAACCUGGACACUCGUUUGCAUCAGCUGGAUUGUGCUAUUCAGAUGGAAUUGUGGCUUGAAGCGUACAAAGCUAUUGAGGACAUACAUGGUUUGAUGACGCUUUCAAAGAAAACUCCUAUGCCGAAAACAAUGGCCUUGUAUUACCAAAAACUUGCGAUGGUUUUUUGGAAGGCUGGAAACCAAUUGUUCCAUGCUGCAGCUUUACUAAAAUUGUUUCAGCUAUCUAGGGACAUGAAAAAAAAUGUAACUCAAGAGGAAAUACAGCGCAUGACGUCUCAUGUUCUAAUUGCUACAUUGGCAAUCCCCCUUCCGUCAGCUCAUCCCGAAUUUGAUCGGUUCAUUGAAACCGACAAAAGCCCAUUGGAGAAAGCACAAAAGUUGGCGGUUCUGCUCGGUCUCCAGCAGCCACCGUCUCGAGUUUCAUUGCUGAAAGAGCUGGUUCGUUUAAAUGUUCUGCAAUUAGCCGCUCCACAAUUUCAAAACUUGCAUCGUUGGCUAGAAGUAGAGUUUGAUCCUCUGAAUUUGUGUUCACAUGUUCAAGGCGUAAUCGACGAAAUUACCGCAGACGAAAACAGUCCUUAUACGCAAUACACGCAAGCACUGCAGGAUGUAACAUUAGUUCGUUUGGUGCGCCAAGUUUCGCAGGUUUAUCAAUCGAUCGAAUUUUCUCGCUUUUUAGCAUUAGCCAAGUUUGCCAACAGUUUCUAUCUGGAACGCAUUUUGGUUGACUGUGUACGCCACAAUGACAUGCAGAUUACGAUUGAUCACCGCAAUCACAGUGUUCAUUUUGGAACCGAUUUGAGCGAAAGUCAACGCGAAGAUCAUCCGGAUGGGCCAACUUUACAAUCAAUGCCAUCUGAGCAGGUUCGAUCGCAGCUCGUUAACAUGUCGGUGGUAUUGCACCGCGCCAUCGCUGCUAUAAAUCCCAAUCGAAAGAAAUCUGAACGGGAACGAUUACGAACACUGAUGGUCAAAAACUAUGAAGAAAACAUGGUCAAAGAACAUCAGCGUAUUCUGCAGCGCCAGAAGAAAAUCGAAGACCGCAAGGAAUACAUCGAGCGUGUCAAUUUGGAACGUGAACAAGAGGAGCAGCGCCAGCAGGAGCAAGCCGCCCUUCAACUGAAACUGGCUGAAAUGCAUCGCCUGGAGCAAGAAAAUGCAGAGCGCGAAAGAAAACGCCAGGAAAAUGAAAUCCAAAUGAUCAAAGAACGAAACAUGAAGGAUAAGAUUGACAAAAUUAAACAAACGGCUACCGGACAGAAGAUGCUCAAAAAAUACGACGAAGAGGAUAUUAAGAAAAUGAAUGCAGAAGAAAUUGCGGCUCGCGAGAUGGAGGAACGCCAGAAGGAACGCAAGGCGCAUGACAACAACCUCAAGUCACAGGAAAAGAAAAUCGAUUACUUUGAGCGGGCCAAGCGUCUGGAGGAAAUUCCGCUGAUCGAGAAAUACUUGGAGACCAAGCUAGUCCAGGAUAAGGAAUUCUGGGAAAAGCAGGAAGCUUCCCGCAUCGAAGCGGCCGUUGCCGAGCGAAAGAAUGCCGAAGCCGUACAGGAGCGGCUGAAGCGCAUGCAACCGGAUCGAGAAGUAUUCUGGCAAAAGCUUAAGGGUGAACGAAGCAAUUUGUACGCCGAAAAGUUGAAGGUAUUCAAUGCCGAACUGGAAGAAGAAAGGAAACUACAUCUGGCGGAGCGAGUAUUACGACGUCGUGAAGAACGCCGUCAGCAAUGGCUUAAGGAGAAAGAAGAAGAACGUCGGAGAGUGGAGGAAGAGCUUCGCAAACAGAAGGAAGAAGAGGAACGUCUGCUGAAAAAGAAACGCGAAGAGGAACGUGAAGCCGAUAGAGAACGGGAGCGUUUGCAGUUCGAAAAGCAACGUGCCAAAGACGAAGAGGUGGAAAAAAAAUUGGCUGAAGAGCGCAAUCAUUUGGCAUCGCUGCGCGAAAGAGAUUCGUGGAGAGAUAGAAAAGGUGGCCAACCUUCAGCAACGCCCGCAACGGCUACUGCAUCAACGACCUCAGCCGGCACAGCUUCCGAUACAAAACAAGACUCAGAUUGGAGGUUGUCUGGUGCUAAAGAACCACGGGAUGAAGCAGCCAAGAAGGAUCUAUUUCAACCUAGUUUUCAACUAAGAGGUCGUGGUACUGGAGCUCGUGGGGCAGGAGAAGAUCAAGAAAAAUGGCGCCGCAACGACGAAGCUAAGGAAGAUCGUUAUGUACCACGUCGCGGUGGCGAUGACCGCGGUCCGAUUCGGCGUGGCGGUGAUGAUCGAGAUGAUCGUGGUUCUAAUAGACGGGGAGAUCGGCCACGCGAUGGUGAGCGAGGCAUUGGACAAGGCCGUCGUGAAGGCGAUCGACGAGACUUUGGAAAUCGCUUAGGACCGAGACGCGACGGUGAUCGUGGUGGUGAUCGUGGUGGUGAGCGAGACUCGUGGCGUAGAGGUCCUCACGAUGAGCAACGACGGGGUGGUGAUGAUUGGAGAGGCGGAUCUCGUCAGGACCAGGCCAAAACAAAGGAGGAUCGUCGGGAAGAGCGACCGAAAGAAUCAUCUCGCAAUACUGGUGCAGAUGACGACGGAUGGCAAAAUGUCAAGCAUCGCUAACAUCGCAUCGCACGACAAUUUACAUCAAUUAUUGUCCGAUCAAAUAAAUCUUAAAACCCUAAAUCUUUUUUUUGGGAAUAUUUUUUAGCUUAGAUUUUGGAAGAUAACAGGAUACAGGAAGAUUAGGCCGGUAAGUAUGUUGCUUUCUUCCAUAUUUCUACUGCACUUUCGAUGUAGCUGAAAAGUAACCGAGUGUUUUGGCUUAACUUAAAAGAAACUAUGAUGCACGAGACAGGCACAGACAUUAAAACUCAAAUAGCAAAACAUAUAUAUUAUACCUACACAUCUUUUUAUGGAUAAUAUUAUCCAAGUAUUUGACUGCUUUCAAAAGGUUCAUUUUAUAUCCAAUAUAAUACAGCAGGUUUAGUUUAUAGGAUUCUGGCAUAUAAAUAAAAUUAUUCUGUCACAAUAAAGUUAGCAUGUGUACCCAAC